GAAAAGCAAAACAAAAAUAAAAAAAAAACCUCAAACAACCCGAAGAGAGAGCGCCUUCCCCGUCUGGAGAUGCUCCGAUAAACUACGUUACAAAAUACAAAGACGGAACCCUGUACGAAGAAAACGAGUUACAACGUCAAAGUUCGAGAAACGGAGUACUCACUUCUCGUCGACCAGCUCUCCAGAGGGAGAGAGAGGAAUAUGCAACAGAGGCUGAAGCUUCAGCAACAACAACAGCAAGCCCUAAUUCAGCAAGCCCUUCUUCAGCAGCCUCAGAUGUACCACCCUGGCGUCAUCGCCGCUGCUAUGUCUCAGAUGGAGCCCAUCCCUGGUGGGAAUCUGCCCCCUGGCUUUGACUCGUCUACAUGCUGCAGUGUUUAUGUAGGAAAUAUUCAUGUAAAUGUCACAGAGAAGCUUCUUGUGGAAGUUUUCCAGACUGCUGGUCCUCUUGCAGGAUGCAAGCUCAUCAGAAAGGAUAAGUCAUCAUAUGGUUUUGUGGACUACCUUGACCGGACAUCUGCAGCCCUUGCAAUAAUGAAUUUGCAUGGCCGCCAACUUUAUGGUCAGGCACUUAAGGUGAAUUGGGCAUAUACCAGUAAUCAGAGGGAGGAUACUUCAGGACAUUUCAAUGUAUUUGUUGGUGAUCUGAGUGCAGAGGUUACUGAUGCGACUUUAUUUGCGUGCUUCUCAGUCUAUCCUAGUUGUUCUGAUGCAAGGGUCAUGUGGGAUCACAAAACUGGUCGCUCAAAAGGAUAUGGAUUUGUUUCUUUUCGUAAUCAGCAGGAUGCACAGAGUGCUAUCAAUGAAUUGACUGGUAAAUGGCUUGGGAAUAGGCAAAUAAGAUGCAACUGGGCAGCCAAAGGUGCUGGUACUAAUGAAGACAAGCAGAUCAAUGACAGCCAAAAUGCGGUUGUACUUACUAAUGGAUCUUCAGAUGGAGGUCCGGAGAAUAUCAAUGAAGAGGCCCCUGAAAACAAUCCGGCAUACACCACUGUCUAUGUUGGCAACCUCUCUCACGAGGUAACUCAAGCUGAACUCCAUUGUCAGUUUCAUGGUCUUUGUGCUGGGGUUAUAGAGGAAGUGCGUGUCCAGAGGGAUAAAGGAUUUGGGUUUGUCAGAUACAACACUCAUGAGGAAGCAGCCUCGGCCAUUCAGAUGGCUAAUGGGAGGAUUAUUCGUGGGAAGCCCCUGAAGUGCUCGUGGGGUAGCAAGCCAACUCCUCCUGGGACAGCUUCAAAUCCAUUACCUCCUCCAACUCAACCAUAUCAGAUCCUUCCGACUGCAAGCAUGAACCCAGGCUAUUCACCAGCUGAGUUGUUGGCUUAUCAGCGGCAACUUGCCUUGAGUCAGGCUGCUGCUUCCAUGGGGUUGAGCUCUGGGGGAUCGCAAGCCAUGUAUGAUGGUGUGUACUAGAUAAUGGAUCUGUUCAGGACAGACCUUGUAAAGCACUAAAGAUUCUGAGCUGUCAACAUCAGGUUCUGCCUCUCCAACACUCGGUCGUUUUUCCGAUAACAUAUUGGUUCUUGGUGUCUCAGUAUAAAAAUAUAAUAAUAUAAUGCUAAAGAUUGAGAAGUUAUUGUUCUUCGUAACGAACUCUACCUUAAAUAGUAUUUUAGAGUAUUUUUGCUCCGGAAUUUAGUAUACCGACGUGUUGCUUUUUUCAAGAAAGGAAACAAAAAAGUAGAUUUCAUGAACAGCCUCAUUGACUACCGGCUGUCUGAUGACACAGACGUAAAUCAUUACAAGACAACCACAUUCACGUCUUAUGAAACACCAGGCUUUAAAGUAUGUGGGUGCUUGUUUGUGCCUGUUUUCUUUUUAAUAUUUCUCUAGAACUAGAAGGAAUGUGUAUAUAUGUACACGUUGAUUAAGAAACUUGGAACUUCAUCUUGAUUCGCUGUACAUGAUAUCGAAGUUUGCAAACACGGCUUUGAGAAUCAGAGAUGCUAUGAACAUCAGCUUUUACCUCCAACAGUUGGCACGAUCAUUUUAAACCAAUUUUUUUCCUCAGAACUUGAUCUUUACUCGUAAGGGAGAUGAUGGAACUUUCUCCAGAAAGUGCAGGUGGAAGAUCCCCCUCCUGCAAAGUGUCAAUCAAUACAUUUCUGAUUAGGCCUUUCAUCGUGAGGUAGAAGUCAAACAAGCAGUAUGUGAAUCCUAAAUGAACCGUUACAGGAAAUGACAAUGAAAUUGGAAUAUUUUAUGGUUUAUGAAAAAGAAAUUGACCUCGAAAUAUUUAACUAAAAUAGAGUAAAUCAUGGAGUCAAAAGUUGAAUUUAGGACCAUCGCUCUGAAUCCUCAUCGAGUUAGUAAUUGUCCAAAAAAUGGAUGAAUUUAAUCAUUAGAUUAUAUUGUCAAGCAAACACAAACUUACUAGCUGCAGGGAAACUUGGCUGUGGCCUGGUGAGGAGGCUGGACUGCCAUUUAUCAAAGUGUGGUGCAUGGUUUCCUCAGCAAGUUCUCUCAAUCUGUUUAGUUCUGGCAAGAUUUCCUUGCCAAGAUCUGGUCUAUCCUUUCGCCUCAACUCUGCACACUUUAGUGCCAGCUUGGCAAAGCACAAAGCCUCUUCAAUUGGCCAAUCAAGCACGGUUGGAUCCAACAUCUGACUAAAAGUCCCUUUUUCGAUAGCCCUUUCAACAUGGUGAGUCAAGCCCAUCGGCGGCCUGGCUGUUAUCAUUUGUAGAAACAUGAUUCCAAGGGAAUAUAUAUCAGACUUCACUCCAAGCAUGCCUGUUUGCUGAUAUUCUGGAUCUAUAUAGCAGAAUGUGCCUGCUGUGGAUGUCAUUCGAUACUGUGUCACGUUAUCGACCACAGAUGGGGGUACUAACCUGGCCAAGCCGACAUCACUAAUCUUGCUAACAUAGUUGCAAUCAAGUAAGAUGUUGGCUGGUUUCAGGUCACGGUGCACUAGUGGCUCUGGUUUGGUCUGGUGAAGGAACAACAAGCCAGUACCUACUUCGGCGGCAAUUCUAAAUCUAAGCUGCCAAGAAAGAGGUGGAGUGUUACCCCGGCAGAAGAGGCGGUCCUCCAAACUCCCAUUAGCCAUGAACUCAUACACCAAACAACCAUACUCGGGGCAGGCUCCUAGUAGAAGAACCAUGUUCGGAUGUCGUAUGCAACUCAAUACCUCAACCUGAGAAUGGUUGUUAGUGAGUCAUAACGAAACUAUUUCUAAAUACUUAACUAAACUUUCAAGCAUAAUUUUUUGAUUUGAUGCUUGUGUAGACAAGUACUUCUAUUUUCAGUAUACCUCUUUUUGAAA
This is a messenger RNA of Juglans microcarpa x Juglans regia, 3262 nucleotides long. RefSeq names its product RNA-binding protein 208-like. NCBI's taxonomy places the organism in Eukaryota, Viridiplantae, Streptophyta, Magnoliopsida, Fagales, Juglandaceae. Bases 202 to 1413 code for a protein of 403 amino acids. Gene Ontology annotation, molecular function: mRNA binding. The transcript has 14 exons. The record is from RefSeq and is a predicted model, not a curated record.